Dufourea novaeangliae is the source of this 1011-nucleotide messenger RNA. RefSeq names its product solute carrier family 35 member G1-like. Gene Ontology annotation, cellular component: membrane. Bases 1 to 1011 code for a protein of 336 amino acids. The record is from RefSeq and is a predicted model, not a curated record. NCBI's taxonomy places the organism in Eukaryota, Metazoa, Arthropoda, Insecta, Hymenoptera, Halictidae. The transcript has 3 exons.
AUGAAGUUCAGCAUAGAGUCUACUGCAUCUUACAACAGUAUACAUCCGUCGUACCAAUAUACAGAGCAAUUCGCAAACAACGCUGAAACGUAUCGAGAGGGUACCAAAUGGUUUGGUGUAUUCUUAGCAUUUCUCUCCGGUACAUUUUUCACAAUUAGCUCUGCGUUAGUUAAAGCAAUUCAAAAUGUAGAUCCUAUGGUGUUGUUAGCAAUCAGAUCUAUCUUACAAAUGUUAGUUAUGGCUGGUGCAGCGAUUAAAGCUUCCAAAAGUCUUUUCGGUCCCAAGGGUCAAAGGAUAUUGCUACACUUCCAGGGAAUAGUGGGAGGUGCAACCCUAUCGUUGCUGUAUUACAGUUUUCGAAAGUUAGCCAUAGGAGAUGCUACUACUAUUAUAUUUAGUUCACCAGUCAUCGUUAUUGCAUUAUCAUUCAUCUUUCUAAAAGAACCUUGUGGAAUAUUACGUGUAAUGGUCGUGUGUGCACUCUUUGCAGGCGUGGUUUUCGUAUCUAAACCACCAUUUCUGUUUCAGGUACACAGGUCUGAACCAUACAAUAUUAUGGGAUACAUAUGUGCAAUACUGGCAACAUUCUUCACAGCUCUCAACAUAGUUAUUAUGAGAAAGUGCUCGGAAAUUCAUUAUUCUACGAUAAUCUUCAAUAUAUCUUGGUGGUCGGUUGUUACGUCAGUAUUCUUUUUCUUUCUUGUAUCGGAGCAUCAUGAACAAAAAUUGAAACUAUCCCUCGAUUGGAUCACUUGGGCUAAAAUACUAUUAGUCGCGUUCACCGGAUUGUGUGGUCAAAUUUUAGUAACUAAUGCAUUAAAAAUAGAAGGUGCAGGCAAGGUAUCAGUGACUAGAUCAUUGGAUAUCAUAUUGGCCUAUGUUGUGCAAGUAUACUUUUUUGGAGACCAUCCUUCAUCCACCAGUAUCGUUGGAGCAUUUUUAGUUGUAAUCUCUGUUAUAUGCAUGGGAUUCGAAAAAGAAAUUUAUAGUGUUUGUGAUUUUAUUCCCUAG